AUGGAAAGAGGCGACUCAAAUGUACCCACAUCUACUUCAAUUCAAUCUGAGGUUCAGAUUCUAACUGUUGGAAGCCCUGCUUGGAGAAAUUUAGGAGUAAUACCUUACCGUUUUAUUUGGCCGACAUGGAAGGUUAUGGUAAAUGGGAGACUUCAUUGGCUUUCUACGCCUAACAAAUUUAGUACUGCUAGCUUGCUCAUAUCGUUUGACCUCGAAACAGAGCAAUUCCAAGAGGUUUCUAAACCUGAUUGCUGUGGCUUAGAUAGGUGUUUUCAACAUCUGAUGGUUCUACGAGGUUGUCUCUUAGCCGGUUCGUAUCAGGAUAAUGAACAAUUGGAGAAUUGGUUUAUGAAGGAAUAUGGUAUGGAGGAGUCCUGGGUCAAAGAAUUCAACGUCAGAUAUAAUUACUUGCCCCAAACAUUGAAUCAAGAAGAGAUCCGGUCCUUCAAUAAUUCAAAACUUCAUUUUCCUAAGUCAUUCGUUCUAGUUCUAUGUAUAUUGAAGAGUGGUGAGAUCUUGUUGGAGUACAAAAGCCGAGCACUUGUUCUUUAUGAUCCGCGACACGGAACAUUCAAGGACUUUACAUUUCCAGAAAUGCCAAAUUGGUUCAAAAUAAUUACUCAUGUUGGCAGCCUCAACUGGCUUGAUAGUACUCCUUCCUACUAA
This is a messenger RNA of Durio zibethinus, 666 nucleotides long. The record is from RefSeq and is a predicted model, not a curated record. Lineage: Eukaryota; Viridiplantae; Streptophyta; Magnoliopsida; Malvales; Malvaceae.